Messenger RNA from Insectozyma verbasci, 1056 nucleotides. Lineage: Eukaryota; Fungi; Ascomycota; Pichiomycetes; Serinales; Debaryomycetaceae. The record is from the annotation of a GenBank genome assembly.
AUGGACAAAUUAAAAGAAGCUGUUUACAAUUCAGAUCAACCCGUUGCUAAAAUGGAAACUAAAACAUUAGUUAAAUUCAUAUCUGAAGAGGGUAAUAAAGUCAUACUUGAAGGUAUAUAUCCAGUUGAACCAUUUAGAGAAGGCGCCAGAGGUACUUAUGGUGGUGAUUUUUUAGCGCAAGGUUUAAAUGCAUGUUGGGAAACUGUACGUCCUGAAUUGCAACCACAUUCAUUACAUUCAUAUUUCGUUAAAGCAGGAUCGAAUAAAUCAAAUUUACGUUGGGAAAUUAUGAAAAUAUCCGAUUCAAGAAAUUUUUCAAAUAGAUUAGCCAUGGCAUACCAAAUACAUUCAAACCAAUUAUUAUUCACAAUUCAAGCAUCAUUCAUCAAAAAUAAUAAUCAAGAUUCAAAAUAUAACGAAUAUAAUGAGUUAGUAAGAUUAAAUAAAGAAAUUAAAACUUUCCCAUUUGAAUUUUCAAAAUUACCAAACAAAAGAUUUAAUAAAUUAAAAGAUAAAUUGGAAGAUCUAUCAUAUAUUGUACAUACAAAUGAAAAUAUAGCACAUAUUUUACCAUCAGAUUUAUUUUCAGAAAAUAAAAAUUUAAAUCUUGAUGAUGUUGGAAAUACGGAAUUGGGUUUAUUUGCAAAAAUGUUGGAUAAUUAUACUCUUGGGAAAGAUUUUGUAAGACAAUCACAUUUAGGAUUAGCUUUUAUAUCUGAUUCAAUUUGGUUAGCUUGUGUUAUUAAAGCUAUUGGAUUACCUUUUGGUGUUGAUGAGAAAGAUUUUUUUAGAGUUAGUUUAGAUCAUUCAUUAUAUUUUCAUGAUCUAAAAUUUGACCUGAGUGAUUGGAUGUUUUUAGAUUUUAGAUUUUUAAAAAUGGGUAAUAAUAGAAUUUUAGCAGUUAUUAAUUUUUAUACAUUGGAAGGCAAAUUGGUUGCAACUGCAACUCAAGAAGCUUAUGGAUUUUUACCAAAGGCAAUGGUUGAUAAAUCAAGGAAAUUACAUGAAAAUGCCCAAAUGAAAAUAGAGUCAAAUUCAGUAGCUGCAAAAUUAUAG